This is a messenger RNA of Rodentolepis nana, 1137 nucleotides long. The record is from the annotation of a GenBank genome assembly. Lineage: Eukaryota; Metazoa; Platyhelminthes; Cestoda; Cyclophyllidea; Hymenolepididae.
AUGAUUAAUGCGGACAAGUUUAUCGUGAAACAAUAUCUUGGGAAAGGAGCUUACUCCUUGGUGUUCCAAGUUCAAAGCACCGAAGGAAUAGAUGAAGGGAAGCAGUAUGCGUUGAAAAGAGUUCUCCUACAUGAUCCUUUCUCAAUUCGAAUUGCCAUUCGAGAACGCAGAAUUUUGGAGCGUAUUGCAAAUGAGAAGCCAGACAGUCAGCAUCUACCCAUUCUUUACUACAGUUUUAUUCAUGGUGGCUCUCCUAUACUUAUAAUGGAACUCUUCUCCCAGUUCACAUUGACUGAUAUCCUACAUAAUGCCUUCCUUUUAAAUACUUCGGAUGUUGUGCUGUACACAGCCGAAUUAAUCUCCGGAUUGGAGCAAAUACAUUCGAUGCAUAUAGUCCACCUCGACCUCAACGAACACAAUAUUCUUCUCUCGCAAUCUGGCCACUUGAUGAUUUCCGAUUUCGAUCGUGCAAUUGAUCUUUCCGUCACUCGCAGUUUUGACUACCUUGACUUUAGUUCUAACGUUUACCGUGCAGCACCAGAAAUUCGAAACAAAAUUGCUAUCACAACUAAGGCCGACAUAUGGGCUUUAGGGUGUAUAGUAUCAGCAAUGGUUGGAAGAUCAGUUACCACCAGUGAAUCUUUAAUUACUGCCAAUAAUUUAAUUCGGUGGUGUCUUACUCCAUCUUAUGAAGACAGACCCAGUGCUGUGCAGCUAAAGGCACAUAAAUUUUUUCAACAGGUCAAUUGGGGUUAUAUUGAAAGGCUACACUAUCGCACUCCAUUAUUAGUUACUUCACUACCUUCAGUGCGACAGGAACCUAUGGAUCGACUUAGGCGUCAUUUAAAUUAUAAUUUCACAAAUCGUAAUCCACCCACUUUCUCAUCGUCAUGUUCGAUACCUACCGCAAAUGGAGAUGAACAAUUUUUGUAUGAGUGCGCGUUUGGCCAGAUUCUCACUCAUAUUAAAUACAAACAAUCAAUAUAUCUAUCUGAUGAUGGAACAGAAGUUCGGGGAAGAUCUAACGAUGCAAGAGCAGCAUUAGCCCGUAGAGAUGUGCGCGGAGAAAUCAGGAACUUCAUAAAUUAUAAAUUCGUGAAUAUUGUCAUGCAAGUUGGACAAACCCAAACCGAAUAA